AUGAGUAAUGAUCGAGUCACCUAUGCAGAACUGAAUGUGGCCAAGAACUCAAGGUACCAGCACAGCAAACCAAGGGGCACUCGCAGCUCCAUUUCAGUAAUAGAGCAGGAAAUCGUUUAUGCGGAUUUCAGCUUUAAAAAUCCUUCUCAAGAGCAGACCCGGAUCUGCAGGGAUUGCCACUGCAAAGGUUUUCCAUCUCCUCCAGAAAAACUCAUUGCUGGGACCCUGGGCUUCAUCAGUUGUGUCUUAAUUGUUGCUGUGGUUGUAAUUACUACAGUUGCCACACCAUAUACUGAAACAAAGGCACAGAUCAACUCUUUAGUGACGAGAACCUACCAAGGUACAUCUUGCUUGUUGCUUCUAGAUAUAAACCACAAUCUCUUUUCAGCACAACCUUGUACUCAUUGUCCAGAUGAUUGGAUAUCAUAUUCCCACAACUGUUAUUACAUUAGUGUGGAGAAAAAAUCUUGGAAUGAUGGUUUGACAUCCUGUGUUUCCAAAAAUUGUAGUCUGCUUCACAUAGAUAGUGAAGAGGAGGAGGCUUUUCUGGAGUCCAUUUCACUGGUCUCAUGGACUGGAUUCUUUCGAAAGAGCAGAAGUCAGCCCUGGGUUUGGGAAAACAGCUCAACUUUCAAACCAAAGAUAACAGAGAUGCUGCAUGAUGAAUAUAACUGUAUCAUGAUGUCAACUUCUGGUCUCAUGACAGAAAACUGUACAACUUUACAUACAUAUGUUUGUAAGUGCAAAUUCACCAACGCAGGAGUCAUGAGUCACCUGCUUGGAACUGAAAGUGCCUCAGGACCCAGGAAAGCCGCAAAGAAAACCCAGUUGCAGCUCCAUUUCAGUAAUCGAGCAGGAGAUCACCUGCUGGAAUUUAGCUUUCAACAUGCUUCCCAGAAGCAUCUCAAGAUCAGCAGGCAGGGCUACUGCAAAAAUUUUUCAUCACCUCCAGAGAAGCUCAUUUCUGGGAUCCUGGGCAUCAUCUGGUUUGCCUUAUUGAUCACUCUGGUGUUCUCAACAAGAAUUGUUUCUUCAUAUACUGAACAGAAGAAGCAGAUCCACUCCCUCCUGAAUAGAACCCAGAAAGGUACACACCCUUUGCUUUCAAAGUUCUGAUCACAACCUUGUACUCAUUGCCCAGAUGAUUGGAUAUCAUAUUCCCACAAUUGUUAUUACAUUAGUGUGGAAAGAAAAUCUUGGAAUGAUGGUUUGACGUCCUGCGUUUCCAAAAACUGUAGUCUGCUUCACAUAGAUACUGAAGAGGAGCAGGCUUUUCUGCAGUCCAUUUCAGUGGUCUCAUGGACUGGAUUCUUUCGAAAGAGCAGAAGUCAGCCCUGGGUUUGGGAAAAUGGCUCAACUUUCAAACCAAGGAUAACAGAGAUGCUGCAUGAUGAAUAUAACUGUAUCAUGAUGUCAACUUCUGGUCUCAUGACAGAAAACUGUACAACUUUACAUACAUAUGUUUGUAAGUGCAAAUUCACCAACUGAAACACCUGCAUUUGAAGUCUGCCAGAUACAUGUUAAAGAAUUUUUCUCAACCAUCUUGUCAAGUAUCAUUGAAAUUAAGAUCCAACCAUGAAACUUCAAAGAAUUUCUACUGAUUGGGUCCUGUACCCUGCGCAGAUUGAUUUUCUUCAGUCUUGGAUUCUCUGUGUAGGUGAACAAUUUAAUUGACAUGUUUCUCUAAAUCUUUAAAAUAUUCAACCACUGAUCUCCACUCCAAGGCACUACAUAUGAGCUUGGAAUUCAGAAUGGAAGGACAUACAAGCACAAAACAAAACUUUAUAAAAUUGCAACUCAACAUGAAAAGAUCCUACCACUUAUAGCAAUUUUACAUCAAAAGAACAAUGUCAGGUAUAGCAAGAUGGGUGGCAUUGUUGUAAUAUCCAGCUCUCUGCAAUCCACAGUCUUUCUCCUUGAGUUACCCAAAGUGCUAUGAGGGUACUUCUUGACACAUAUGCACUCCUAUCAUUUUCUAUUGCUUCCGAAAAAGAAACACAGUAUAUGUGUUUGGGCAACCAAGUACCUUUCUAACUCUACUAUUCUAUCAAGAUGUCUAUACUCUGCUGCCCAUUUCCUGUAAAGCUACUAGGACACAUCAGAGUCCAAGGAGUACCUGGACCCAGCCUCCACCCUGAAACAGUAAUCUGAUCCUUAGUAGACCAAUAAAUCCACAAUUGAACCUGGGGCCUCUAGGCAGCCUGUAUGAUCCUCAUCUGUGGACAACUUUGGCCAUGCCAUUAUAGAAAUGGCUAAGAAUGUUUCCCAGAAAACAUUGCUUUAGAGCAAUAAUUGCAGUGGGAACCAUAUGCACUCAAUGUCCACUAAGAAAUAGUUGUUCAGUCUUUGAAGCCCACCAGUUCCUGAAGCAUAACAUUUGACUUUCUGUCAAAAUUAUUCUUAGGAACUCAAGCUCAACCAAAACCUUGUCACAUCAGCUUUUAAAUGAUCUGAAAAUAACCUUUCCCCGCCUGCCCAUUAUGCCACCCCACCUUCAUAUCAAAUUUCCGUGAUGAAUCAGAGGGUGUGUGUCUCUUGCAUGUCUUUGUAAUCAUCACCACAGCUAGGGAUCAUAUUCCAUCCCACAAAGGUAAGUAUUAUCCUUUUGGAAUUGUCUUCACAGACUCACAAUUCUCAGAUAGUUUAACCUCAGCUGUGUUUUAUUAACUAUACAAUGGGCAUGCUUCCAUCUAUUUGGGUUCCGUUAAAUUUUUUUGGGCAUCAAUUUGUUGCAUAAAUUUUCCUCAGAAGACACACAGAAAUGCCUAUUUAUUCAAGAAUUCAUAUGAAGAGACCAAAGAAACUUCUCAAAGGGGACAGAUGAGGCUGUUGAAUUCCCUGGAGCUGGACUUUCAGGCUAUUGUUAGCUGCCUGACAUGGGUGCUGCAAACUGAACCCAGGUCAUUUGUAAGAAUAAUGAAGUGUCCUUAAGCACUUCAGCCCUAGAUAAUUUCAUAAAUAAUCAACCUUUUAUGCAUAUUUUACACUUAUGAGCUUUCUACCAGUGUAUUUAGAAUGCUUUGAGAGUUGAUUUAAUUAAAAUCUAUAUGUCUCCCUUUUCUAUCAUAAUUCUGAUGCUUAGAAAAGUAAUUUGGCUGAAAAAGUACAUAUUAAAUAAUGAAGAAAUAAAAAUUAAAAAGAUAAAA
Messenger RNA from Rattus rattus (black rat), 3146 nucleotides. RefSeq lists its product as uncharacterized. The transcript has 13 exons. NCBI's taxonomy places the organism in Eukaryota, Metazoa, Chordata, Mammalia, Rodentia, Muridae. Gene Ontology annotation, biological process: stimulatory C-type lectin receptor signaling pathway; positive regulation of natural killer cell mediated cytotoxicity. The record is from RefSeq and is a predicted model, not a curated record.